UUCUGUUGACCUGGGUGAGUCUGAUUACUCAUACACGGCCCACCGCACACAGCGGAACCAUAAUCAACAAAGAGAGGUGUCCCAUUUUUUGGCAAAUAUUUUGUUACUACUGGCAUGACGGCCUUGGUAACACCUGGUGACAAACCAGUUCACUUUCUCACUGCCACCUGGGAAAUGCUUUCAGGGGGUGGGGCAAAGGUUUAUAUAGCUGCAGCAGCUGACAGCAGGGACAUACACACUGUUUGACUGCUGUGAAAAAGAGACAUUAACCAAUGGAAGACAUACAUGUACAAUAUGUCAACCUGGAAAAAUCUGAGAACCUGGCGAAGCACAGGACUGAGGGCUUCAGCUGCUCCAAAGCCCUGGUGGUGCGAAGAGGAGCCCCAUUCAAAAUCAGUCUGCGGCUGGAGGGCCGACCCUUCAACCCCAAGACUGACUCUUUGAGGGUCAAAGUGAUGCUAGGUCACCUGUAUGUGAUAAUGCCAGUCACUUUCUCCAAGAAGGUUUCGUCCUCUGGGUGGAAAGCCUACAUUGACCCAGAAGACUUGAACCUCCAGAACCCCUCCAUCUUCAUCUUUUCUCCUGCCUCUGCCUCUGUGGGUUGCUACAAGUUUCAGCUGGGUUUGCUCUCUCAGGGCGGCCAGCGGAGGAACGCCUUCAGCAAAUUCAUCCUGCUCUGCAAUCCCUGGUGUCCUAAGGAUGCAGUCUAUAUUCCCUUUGAGGACCAGAGAGAGGAAUAUGUCCAGAACGACUCUGGCUUGCUGUUUAUGGGAACAGCUAUGAACCUUGUGUCAAGACCAUGGUCCUUUGAUCAGUAUGAGCCCGGUGUUCUGGAGACAUGUUUGAAUCUGCUCCAAGUCAGCCCUAAGCACCAAAACAAUCGAAGACUUGACUACCUGAACCGAAACAACCCCGUCUACAUCAGCCGGGUUGUGUCUGCCAUGAUUAACUGCGAAGAUGACUGUGGGGUCCUGAAAGGGAACUGGUCGGAUGACUUCAAACAAGGAGUUAAUCCCUCCGUGUGGACGGGGAGUGGAGACAUCUUGAGGCUGUGGGCCCAGUCUGGUUACAGCCCAGUCAAGUACGGACAGUGCUGGGUGUAUGCAGCUGUCAUGUGCACAGUGAUGAGAGUUCUUGGCAUUCCCAGCCGUGUUGUCACAAACUUCAACUCUGCUCACGACACCAAUGGCAACCUAGGGAUUGAAGAAUACUACAGCGAAACAGGGCAGAAGCUGAACCACAGCAAAGACAGCAUAUGGAACUUCCAUGUCUGGGUGGAGUGCUGGAUGACUCGUCAGGAUCUGGGAUCUGGAAUGGAUGGCUGGCAGGUUCUGGACCCUACCCCUCAGGAGAGGAGUGGAGGAGUGUUCUGCUGCGGCCCAGCUCCAGUCAAAGCAAUCAAGGAUCGGCAUAUCAACGUGCUUUAUGACAUCCCCUUUGUCUAUGCUGAGGUGAACGCCGACGUCCACACAUUCAUAGUGGGCCAGGGUCGCGUGCUCAGCCACAGCAAAGACACAGACAGAGUUGGAUCCCUCAUCUGUACCAAAGCUGUUGGCUUCCCCAGGCUCCAGAACAUCACAGAAGACUACAAAUACAUCAAAAGCCCGACUUCAACACUAACAUCAAGAAGCUCCGCAAUAUCAGAAGACUCAACAUUGAGGAAUGGCUCAUCCAAGGGAGCGUUAGUCAUCCUGACCCUGGAUAAAGGUCCAGUUGCUGGAGAGCCCAUCCGCUUAACGGUGAAAUUCAUCAACAAGCAGAGUGUUUUCAAGAUGAUGUCGGUGCACCUCAACGCGCAGGCAAAAGAAUACAACCACAACCCCUCAGACACCUUCUGGGAAACCCACGGCAUCAUAAAGCUGGCACCCAUGGAAGUCAAGGUGCUACGACAGCAGAUCCUCCCAGCCCAGUAUGAGAAUGUCGUGGGAGACAACCUGAUCAACCUCGCGGUAGUCCUGGAGGACAUGGCCACUCAGGAGCGGGUCCUGGCCUCAGAGGAGUUCAACAUUGCCAGCCCACAGCUCACCAUACAGGUUGCAGACGAAGACUCCAUUGUGCCCAACAAGGAGCAGAGUGCCACAGUGACCUUCACCAACCCAUUUUCUCACGCAGUGGGAGGAGUGCUGACUGUGGCCGGGGCCGGGCUGAUCCCGGACAAGAUUAACUUUAGGAUGCUGCCACUGCGUCCAGGAGGAAAAGUGGAGCAGCGCUUCACUUUCAUCCCCAGCAUGUUGGGAACGAGGAUGCUGCGGGGUAGCCUGUCACUGUCAAACAUCAACGCCACAAUACAAGGAUUUAGGAUGGUCUUUGUCAACAGAGCUUAGAUCCUUUUUUUCCCCCUUUUUUUAAAAAAAACCCCCAAAAAACUCUCAUUCGGCUCAGUUGUCCCAUUUGAGCACAAUAAUUACAUUUCUGAUGUCAGCGUUUGUGCUUCAGGGACAGCUUUUUAUUUAGGUUGGAACAACUAAGUCUCCCAGCCGAAGCCAGAACUUGGCAACCAGGUGGGAGCAUUAGUCGCAGAAGAAAGAUUGAGAUUACUGCCGCCCCAUUGUGCAGCCAUCCUCCCGUUUUUCUCUUGUUUUGUAUGAUUUAAAUGUGAAUGUAAAUUACACUUAUUUAUUUUAAAAUGUAUUUAAAUAUAUACUGUAUGUGUUUUGAGCCAUGAAAAUCAACCUUGCUACUUGAAAAUCUGCAUUUUUACUUCAAACUGAAAAAAUCUA
Messenger RNA from Xiphias gladius (swordfish), 2720 nucleotides. RefSeq names its product transglutaminase 5, like (gene tgm5l). The coding region runs from base 273 to 2324 and encodes 683 amino acids. Gene Ontology annotation, molecular function: protein-glutamine gamma-glutamyltransferase activity. Lineage: Eukaryota; Metazoa; Chordata; Actinopteri; Istiophoriformes; Xiphiidae. The transcript has 14 exons. The record is from RefSeq and is a predicted model, not a curated record. Gene Ontology annotation, biological process: peptide cross-linking.